AAACCCAUCUAAAACCCUUCACAGUUCUUCCGUGCAGUCUCCGCCUUCCGCCGCUCGCGCCCCUUCACAGCGUAGGGUUUCCUCAGCUCCGCCCACCAUGGCGCGCGCCGCCGCCUCCAUGCUCGCCGCCGCUGCGACCUCCUCGUCGAAGUCGAAGCUCGAGGUGUUCUCCCGCCACCUCGCCGCCGCCUCCUCAGCGUGGGGCGUCCCGUCGCGGAUGCCCGAUCCAGCGAGGGAUAGGAGGAGCCCGAGUUGGUGGUGCCCGAGCAGGUCAUUCCAUGCCACAAUGAGGGUGAAUACAAGGGAUUACUAUGAUGUGCUUGGAGUGAGCUCAGACGCCUCUGCAUCGGACAUAAAGAAGGCAUAUUAUGGUCUUGCAAAGAAGUUCCACCCUGAUACCAAUAAAGAUGAUGAUGGUGCGGAAAAAAAAUUCCAAGAAGUUAACCGCGCCUAUGAGGUUUUGAAGGAUGAUGAUAAGCGUGAAACAUAUGACCAGCUUGGAGCAGAAGCUUAUGAGCGCCAAGCAUCAGGUGGUGGCACAGAUGACUUUUCUGGUGAUCAUCCAUUUGGUGACAUUUUUACUGAUAUCUUUGGCAAUGUAUUCACCUCGAGAGGAGGUCAAGAUGUCAAGAUUCCUAUUGAAAUAUCGUUCAUGGAAGCUGUCCAAGGAUGCAGAAAAACUAUUACAUAUGAGGCUGAUGUUCUCUGUGAUACUUGCAAUGGAAGUGGUGUUCCUCCUGGUACUGUACCUCAAACAUGUAAAGCCUGUAGAGGUGCUGGUGUGACAUUUGUUCAGAGGGGUAUAUUGAGUCUUGAAUCUACUUGUUCUCGGUGUGGUGGAAGUGGAAAAAUUGUGAAGAAUUUUUGCAAGACAUGUAAAGGUGAACAGCUAGUGAAGAGGAAAAAAUCAGUCAAACUUGACAUAUUUGCUGGAAUUGAUGACAAUGUCACUCUGAGUCUUCGUGGUCAGGGCGGAGCGGAUGUCGAGCGCAAUAAACCUGGUGACCUUCACGUUACUAUCAAGGUCAGAGAGGAUCCUAUCUUCCGUAGAGAUGGCAACCAUGUACAUGUUGAUGCUGCUCUAAGCAUGGCCCAGGCUGUGCUUGGUGGAACUGUCACAAUACCGACCCUUACGGGAAAUGUUUCAGUCAAGGUUCGCCAAGGUACUCAACCAGGAGAGAAGAUUGUCCUGCGGGGCAAAGGACUAAAGGCGAGGAAUUCUUCGUCCUACGGGAAUCAUUAUGUGCACUUCAACAUCAGAAUCCCAACGGAGCUGACACCACGGCAGCGGGAGCUGAUGGAGGAGUUUGAUAAAGAGGAGAGCAGCGACGGGGCGAGAUUCGCGGCUGCCUCUGGAUGAGAGAUUUUUGUGCCCCCCUCAUUCAUUGGUUAUCAUUACCACACAUAAGUCAGAUAGCCCUGCUGCUUGAAGUUGAAGGGCUUGGUAUACCUUACGCAUGUCUGUAGGCGUUUAGAUGGUCUGAAUUUUGCCCUGUAUAAUAUACACGCUAUCAUAACUGAUGAGCCUAAAUUAUUGUAAACCUCUGACUUAUAGUCACCAUUGUAACAAGGGUUGAUUCGAUAAAUGACACUUGGCAGGUAUAAGUAUUCAAAAAACAACAGAGGACGUUAGAAUCGACCGAAGCAAUAUUCUUUUUUUUAAAGCAAAUACAGCAUUUUUGGAAGAGAAAUGUAUCAAUGCGGUCUUGGCAUUGUUUUUGGGUGAGAAUGUA
This is a messenger RNA of Brachypodium distachyon (stiff brome), 1733 nucleotides long. RefSeq names its product chaperone protein dnaJ GFA2, mitochondrial. Bases 98 to 1360 code for a protein of 420 amino acids. Lineage: Eukaryota; Viridiplantae; Streptophyta; Magnoliopsida; Poales; Poaceae. Gene Ontology annotation, biological process: protein refolding; response to heat. The transcript is spliced from 18 exons. Gene Ontology annotation, molecular function: ATP binding; heat shock protein binding. The record is from RefSeq and is a predicted model, not a curated record. Gene Ontology annotation, cellular component: cytoplasm.